AAAAAGAAAAUAGAGGAUCGCCCAAAGACGGCGAUCUAAAUGCUAGUUUUCUUCUAGAAUGAUCCUCGCCGUCUAAUUCAUCCUCGCGAAAUCGGACACGGCUCUGAAGCGUGGCACGUGGCGCAGUCGCCACGUGGAAACCGGCAUCUUCGUGCACGCCAUGCGCCACCGAUUUCUGCGGCAGCAAAGAUAGCGUUGCAGCUACGACGUCGCUGUCAGAUUUCAAUUACGCAAAUCUAGUUGGCCCCAUUAAUAUUAGUAUUAAAAUAUUAAUCGUCGUAAUAAACCAUGUCCCGUUGCGCAAGGCAUCUCUUCAAAUUCAAACCCGCAAACUUUUCUUCCAUUUCCAAUCGAACCCGUUUCAGCUCAUCUCUAUUCGGAAAGUAUCAUUUGCGUUUUCAGCAGGAACAAGCGGUUUCCAAUUCUUCGACUGGUAUUACUCAAAGAAAGAAUCUGCUUUUCAGUCGUGCGAUGGCAACUCAGUCAACCCCGCCUCAAUCCAUCCAUGAUUUCACUGUGAAGGAUGCGAAAGGCAAUAAUGUUGAUUUGAGCGCUUACAAAGGGAAAGUCCUGCUAAUUGUGAAUGUUGCAUCACAGUGUGGGCUGACAAACUCGAAUUACACAGAGUUGACGAAGUUGUACGAGAAAUACAAGGAUCAAGGUUUGGAGAUAUUGGCAUUUCCUUGCAAUCAGUUUGGUUCCCAGGAGCCUGGAACCAAUGAAGAGAUUCAGGAGUUUGCUUGCACUCGUUUCAAGGCCGAGUAUCCAAUAUUUGACAAGGUUGAGGUGAAUGGCCCGAAUGCUGCUCCGAUAUACAAGUACAUGAAGUCGGUGAAAGGUGGGCUUUUCGGAGAUAGCAUAAAGUGGAACUUCUCCAAAUUCCUCGUGGACAAGGAGGGUCGUGUGGUUGACCGCUACGCGCCCACCACAUCUCCUCUCAGCAUAGAGAAGGAUGUAAAGAAGCUCUUAGGUUUGUGAAUGGAGUCGUCGUUGUGAGGGCUUUCCGGCAUAGCUUGUCAAUAACCACCCUGGAGUGAAUAAGCAAUAUGUAUUUGCAAUGUACUUAAUUUCUGGGGUUUCCAAUAGCUGAUCGAUCAGGCCUUCUUAUGUAUACUAGUACGAUUCUACUUGAAAUACUUGUGUCCAUUUAUUCUUGGGUAUACUUGAGUUUAAUGUGAUUGCAUUGUGCGUUCGAUUCGUA
This is a messenger RNA of Salvia miltiorrhiza (redroot sage), 1201 nucleotides long. Its product is annotated as probable phospholipid hydroperoxide glutathione peroxidase. Bases 289 to 978 code for a protein of 229 amino acids. The record is from RefSeq and is a predicted model, not a curated record. Gene Ontology annotation, molecular function: glutathione peroxidase activity. Gene Ontology annotation, cellular component: cytosol. Lineage: Eukaryota; Viridiplantae; Streptophyta; Magnoliopsida; Lamiales; Lamiaceae. Gene Ontology annotation, biological process: response to oxidative stress. The transcript is spliced from 6 exons.